Molecule: messenger RNA, 3504 nt
Organism: Periophthalmus magnuspinnatus
Lineage: Eukaryota; Metazoa; Chordata; Actinopteri; Gobiiformes; Gobiidae
Exons: 19
Coding region: 67-2940 (957 amino acids)
Biological process (GO): protein deubiquitination
Cellular component (GO): cytosol; nucleus
Molecular function (GO): cysteine-type deubiquitinase activity; cysteine-type endopeptidase activity
Source: RefSeq, a predicted model, not a curated record
CGCCUGUGAAAAAGAAACUUAACUACUGCAGACACAACUCGUGAGGCUUAGCCUAUAUCUUCUAACAUGGACAAGCUUUUACAUUUUUUUAGAAGAAAUAAGAAUGAACCUUCAGAGGCUGGAGGCUACUUGAACAGUGUCCUGCAGGUGCUUUACAUGACUAAAGACUUCAGAGAAAGAGUCACAAGCCACACCAAAAGUAAUCCAAAGACAGAGUACAUUGACAGAGAGCUGAAUGAUCUGUUCCUUGAGUUAGAAGGAAAAGUUGGUUGUACUGUUAAUAUCACAAACAAGCUGAAGAUCCACAAUGUGCAUAUGCAGCAUGAUGCAGCAGAUCUUUAUGAGAAGAUUUUACGUCUGACCAGUCCAGAGGCAUCUGAGAUCUUCCAUGGAAAACUCACUAACAGGAAUACAUGUCUGAAGUGUCAUUCACAAAUCGAGACUGAGGCAGGAUUCUGGCACCUUCCUCUUCCUCUCAGCAAUGAUGAUGACUGCAGUGUGGAAAGGAGCAUUUUGAAUUUUUUCCGCUCGUCAGUGAUCAGUGGAGAUGAUCAGAUGUACUGUGAGACGUGUCGUGAAAAAUGUGAUGCUGUUCUGGAGUGUGAAAUGACUCAUCCUCCAGAGGUCUUAGGGCUUUUGAUAAAGCAGUUUGUGUUUGACCAUACUCUUGGGAAAUAUUUAAAAAUCCGCAGUUUUGUGGAUGUGCCCUUAGUCUUAAACAUUCAGAAUCAGAUCUAUGAGCUAUAUGCAUUUGUUGAGCACUUUGGAGACCAAAGAUCGGGUCACAAAUCUUUAUUUGUAGCUACAAUCAAGGGCCAUGAUGGAAUAUGGCAUACGUUUGAUGAUGCAUAUGUCAUUCAACGGUCUAGGAAUUUACAAUCAUGUCCCACAGAAAGGUCCCAGACAGCAUAUCUACUGUUUUACCAAAGACGGAAAGCUGGUAAAUACAAUGGCCUACUGAACCUAGGAGCUACAUGUUACCUGAACAGCGUUUUACAGGUACUGUUUAUGACUGAAGACUUCAGAGAGAGUGUCAAAAACCAUUUCAGGAGCAAUCCUGGGACAGAGCACAUUGACCGUGAGUUGAGAGACCUGUUCUGUGAGUUAGAAGAAUGUUGGGCUUACACAUACACAUACAACAUCAUGAAGAAGCUGAAGAUAAGCAAUGUGUUUGAGCAGCGCGAUGCAGCAGAGCAUUAUGAGAAGAUUAUGCAUCUCACCAGUCCAGAGGCAUCCCAGAUCUUCCAUGGAGAGCUGAUAAACAGGAAUAUAUGUAAGCAGUGUCAAAAUGCAACUGAGAGUAAAGCAGGAUUCUGGACCCUUCCUCUUCCUCUGGUGAAUGACAACAAUGAAUACAGCGUGGAAAAGGGCAUUGACGACUUCUUCCGUUCUUCAGAGAUCAGUGGAGAUGAUCAGAUGUAUUGUGAGAUCUGUGAUGAAAAAUGUGACGCUGUUCUGGACUGCAAGAUGGAACAUUAUCCCGAUGUUUUAGUGCUUCUUUUAAAGCGAUUUGAACUGAUAUUUGAUGGUAAAGUUUGGAAAAAAGUAAAGAUCAACUGCCUAGUGAAGAUCCCAGACACACUGCAAAUGGAGACUUACAAAUACAAACUGUAUGCUUAUGUGGAGCAUUUUGGAGAUUUGCGAAGUGGACAUUACACUGCAAUAAUCAAGUCACAAGAUGAUGGCCUUUGGUACAUUUUUGACGACUCAAAAGUUAAAGUGUCAAACUAUAACCACUUUCAGUUGGAUCCCACAGAAACGUCCAGAAGUGUGUAUCUUCUGUUUUACCAGAGACAGAAAGCCACUACAUUGACAAAUAUGGACAGACAUCACAGCUCAGAGGAAAAAGAGAAGAAAGUCAGCCCAGCAUCAAAAAGAAAUAUGAAUGGGGGUAGACCUAGAGGGGAGAAUGUUAAUAUUGAUUCUAAUGAUGAUCAAAAUGAAGCAAAGAGAAGGAAGACAAAUAGAAAAGAUGUGUUAGGUCAAGGUGAAUGCCACAAAAGGUCUCAAGUGCCUGAAGAUACUCGUGGGGAAAAGGACCAAAACUUAUAUCCAGUGAAACAAUCAAAACCAAAUGUAAAAAGGCAAUAUGGAGACUCCAGUGAUGUUAAUGUGGAGCCCAAAAUGCUUGUUUAUAGACAACAUAAUGGAGGGCAAUGGGAAGACCAGAAAAUGGCUAUGAGGCAAGAGUUUAAGCACCCACAAUCAGUAGAAUACAGUCAACAAGAUGCUCAAUAUAGAGACAGACCCCCCAAGCAAGUUAAACACAAUAAUAUUUGGGCUCCAAGUCAAAAUGAGAUGCAAUGGGAAGACCAGCCUAUGGUUAAGACGCAGCAGCUUGUUGCAGAAUACAGGCAACAAGAUGAUCAAAGGCAUGAAGAUAGAGACAGACUCCACAGACAAGAUAAUGGCAGUAUUGGUUGUACUCCACGUCAAAAUGAAAUGCAGUGGGAACUGAACAAGAGGCAGCCGUCAAAACAAAUAGAUUAUUCCUCAUAUGAGCAAAACCAAUCAAAGGCCAGACGGGACAAACAACAUGUCAGUCAGCAAGACAUUGGAUUAUCAGAAUACAGGCAAGAUCGACACGAACACUACAGACGCAUUAAAAGCAGUAAUAGUGCUCCAAGUCAAAAUAGGAUGAAUAUGAAUAGAAAUCACCAUGUAUAUCCCUACCCAAGUAUUCCAAACAGAAAAAGGGGAGGGUCUUCAGCCAGAUGUAACGAUGAUAGUUUUCAGGGACACAGGCAGUAUUGUUCACAGGAUGUUCAAUUAGAAAAGUUCAGCAAAGAAAUCCAGGGACAUAAAAUGAAAAAUAAUGAACUAAGGAAAAAAAACCCAAACAGAUGGACAGAUUUACUACCACAAAGACUAUGUGAGGAAACUGUCACAAGAAGAAACAUAUUACAAAGACCAAGCAAUGCAGAAGCCUCAGCCAACUAGGCCUCAAGAAUACUUGGAAAGACUGGAGAAACACCAGUCAAAAAUAUCUCAGAUGUAUAGACAAAAUCAGCAAACAGGUCAUUUGCAAAGACCAAAAGACAGAAGUGAUGAUGAUAGAAAGGGCAGAGGAGGAGAUGCUGAGACCAAACUGAUGUCAAAUAAAAGCAACCUACAAAAUGCAAAAAAGAGCAAUGGCUUCAGAAAUAAAUCUCAUUAUAACAAUACAAGCCACAGAGAAAUCACCUCAGAAAAUUUUGUUUUAACACCAAACACAAAGGAAAUUGAGCCUGAAACAAAUCAUCGCCAAAGCAGGAAAAAGACAAGUUUUGGGGCUUGUUUGUUUAAACCUUUUUUUUGUUGUGUAAAAUUUAAAAGGAAACGCACCAAAUGACUAGGGGUGGAUACCAUCACAUGUAAGGAGUUGUUUAUAAUUGUGCUCCUGGUUUGGGUGAGUUAUUUCCUCAUUCUGCACAACACUAAAAUACUGUAAUUGUUUGUAGAUUAAAAACAAAAAAAAAUUGUGUAUAUUGUGUUUGCACUUAGUAAUUUAAUUACCUAAUUAAA